Messenger RNA from Apis cerana (Asiatic honeybee), 4305 nucleotides. RefSeq names its product hedgehog signaling protein (gene hh). Gene Ontology annotation, biological process: protein autoprocessing; intein-mediated protein splicing; smoothened signaling pathway. Gene Ontology annotation, molecular function: patched binding; calcium ion binding. The record is from RefSeq and is a predicted model, not a curated record. Lineage: Eukaryota; Metazoa; Arthropoda; Insecta; Hymenoptera; Apidae.
CUCAUAGCUGUGGCUGGUGACGUUCCAUUCGUGUGCAUAGUUCGCGUUUCUCAUUAUUAAACUAUUAUUCGAUGUCUAGUGUUGUUAUCAUCACGAUCAUAUCAGAUCGGAGAAAUGGACGGAGAAUCAAACGCAUCACCAUGGAUUAAAAGGAUUCGAGAAUUGCUUUAAUAAAGCCCUGGGAAUCUGCUGACACGGCGUAGGAAUGCGACAAAAGCGGUAAUCGAGUAAGUGACGGAGAAAGGAGAAAGGAGGUGAGAGAAAAUCUUCGAAACGACGAAAAUCAUAAAGAAGAACAAAAUUGAUGAGUGGCAAAAAAGUGAAGGUCGGCUCACCUUAUUUCGAGGUGCACAUUGUUUAAUGGGGAUAGAGAGAUACAGUCAUUGAGAAUCUUGGCACAAUGCCGCGGUAUUUUUUUGGAGCAUAAAGUCCUUCUGUAAACUCAAGAAGAAUAAGAAGAAGAAGAAGAACAAGAAGAAGGCGAUGGUGUGGUGAGCAACGCACGGGGAAAUCUUUUCGAGAAGAAAGGAGAGGCGAGUAACAAGGUAAAACGUUGUUGCAACGACAACGACGACAACGAAAAGGACGAAAAGGAAGGAUCAAUCGAACGCGACUAUCGCGGCAGAAGGGAAAGGGAGAAUCUUCCACGUAAAAAGAAGAAAGACAAAGAGGCUGCUCGUGGCAAAGAAGCCGAAGAAACGGAAAGAUUCGAGAGAAAAGAUAAGCUGCGCCGAUCAAACCAAAUCGAACGAGGAGAAAGCUCUGAAAAGAGCUCUCAUCCUCUCCCUUCUCGUCCACUCUCUGUUCUAUCGAUCUCUGUCCCUUCGGUUCUAUCUCUGUUUACCGCGGUGCAUCUGUCUUCGUUCACCUCGCGCAUGCCCCGCCCCGACCAAUGGAGUGUCGAGGGGCCCGGUGAUGUCACUAUGCAGCGCAGUAGAAGGGCCUGAAGUAGUGGGGAACAGAAUCGUCCACCACCACGUCUCGGAGGCCGUGAGAGCCCCACGGGGGCCAGCAGCUAGCUGGAAUCAGCGGCAGCGGUCUGGCCGGCCGUUGGCCGGGUUGGUGGGGGCAGGAAGAGGGGCACCCUGGUGCCCAGGAGACCAGGGCGAAGGAAGAACGCAGGGUACUCACCGAAACCCAUCCCGCAUUUCCCACCACCAGCUCGUCCGGAAAACGUGCGCCACAGAGCUUCCGGACUGGUGCUCGGAUAUCGAGUUCGAUCAAGUGAGUCGGAUCAAUUCGGGUGUACAUAUUCGCGCAAAGCGGUUAAUAAUAAUCGUAAUAUUCGAAUUACACAAUUCCACGAUCUUAUUGUCGCCGUUAUUAUCGUUAUCGAUUGGAUCGAUUGCGCGCGGUUUCGAUUCUGGAAUACGCGAUCGGACUAUUUUCGAUUUUCAAUGUCGAAGUAUUACGGUGAUGGUUCCCAUAGGUCUGUAACAUAUGAUGAAAACGAUUCAGAAAGAUAAACAAUAGAGGAACGCUCUAUUUUCGAUCUCGCGAGACGUUUAAAACUCAUACACGUAUUAUUAUUGUCAAUAACGAAAUUGCGGAUACGCGAUUACCAAAAAAAGGAAAGGAUAAAAAGAAAAAAAAGCCGAACAGUGAAAGAGAAUCUCCCUCCAAAGGAGACUCUCGUUAAAAGUGACAACGUUUCGGUAUCGGAUAAAUUUUGCUAUUAUUCGAUUAAAAAUUUUUCAGAUUAUUUUGGAUCUCGCGGGUGGUGAUUAGACGCAGCUACGACGAUCACAACGGUGAUAAGAGUGCGUGCAGGGGGGGUGUGUGAUGCCCUGGUUAUGGUUAAGCGUGAGUGAGGUCUUCGUUGUUCAGUUGUGGAGGAGGAGGAUCGCCGGCGGCGGUGGUGGUGGCGAGAACUCGGUGGUACUCAUCCAAGUGUUCGUGAAAGAGGUGCACGAGGAACCAGUGACCGAACAGGGUCAUCCUCGAGGCAGAGCCACGUGAUUAUGGUGCACCAUCAUCAUCGUCGUCGCGGCCUUCAGGCGAGCCAUCACUGCACGGUUAGGAGGCGAGGCGCGACACCCUCGCUGCUCCAGGUGUUCUUAUUGAUACUCGGCCUCUGGUUACCGAUACUGGACAACGGUGCCCUCGUCCUGGCUUGUGGACCAGGCAGGGGUGGCGGACGACGUCCAGGUCUGAGGAAACUUACGCCUUUGGUGUUCAAGCAACAUGUGCCUAAUGUUAGCGAGAAUACGCUGCCGGCUAGUGGACUCAGCGAGGGACGUGUUUCCAGGCACGAUUCCAGAUUCAGAGAUCUCGUGCCUAACUACAACGCCGACAUCAUCUUCAAGGACGAGGAGGGUACCGGAGCGGAUCGACUGAUGACACAGAGGUGCAAGGAGAAGCUGAACACACUUGCUAUUUCGGUAAUGAAUCAGUGGCCGGGAGUGAAGUUAAGAGUGACAGAGGGAUGGGACGAGGAGGGAAAACACGCGACGGAUUCGUUACAUUACGAAGGACGUGCCGUCGACGUGACGACGAGCGAUCGGGAUCGCUCGAAAUAUGGAAUGUUAGCAAGACUCGCUGUCGAAGCUGGUUUCGAUUGGGUCUAUUACGAAUCCAGAUCGCAUAUUCACUGUUCUGUCAAAUCGGAAUCCUCAUCUGCAGCGAAAUCCGGAGGUUGUUUCCCAGGCAAGAGCCUAGUGCGAACUUCAGACGGUUCAAUGAAGAGACUCGAUCAAGUUCAACUUGGCGACCGUAUCGCGGCGCUCGAUUCUAAUGGUGACAUUGUGUAUAGCGAAGUAAUAGCCUUUCUCGACAGGUCUUUAACUGAAAGGCGACAAUUCGUUAGACUGACCACUGAAUCUGGCCAUAUACUCACUCUUACACCGGCUCAUUUGGUUCCUGUUGAGGGUAGAUCAACUGUAUUUGCCGGUAGAAUUCGAUUAGGCGAUAAGAUCUUAGUGAGAGAUCCAUCCAACGAAAUCGAAGUGCAACAUCGUCUUAGAUGGGACAAAGUGAUCGACAAUCAGCUAGUUCUCGAAGAGGGCAUCUUCGCUCCUCUGACAACUGAAGGAACGGUGUUGAUAGAUGAUGUAGUCGCUUCCUGUUACGCGUUUGUGGACAACCAGGAAAUAGCUCAUCUUGCGUUUCUGCCGUACAGACUAUGGAGCAAUAUGAGAUCCUUCUUCGAAAGGAGAAUUUUCGGCGGUGAAGAUUUAAGGUACCAAGACGCAAGGCAAAACUCCAAAACGAAGCAAGAAGGCAUCCUCUGGUACGCGUCCUUCCUUUAUUGGAUCUCUUCUUAUGUGACACCCACAAAAAUGUUAUAUCAGUGAGCUAGAUAUCACAUCAAUCGAGAACCUCUUUUUGAUUUCUUGGUCUGAACAUGUUUAAAAUAACCCUGUAGUGUUAUGUGAUCCAAAAGGAUUUGAAAAGACAGGUAUUGAAAAUUUUUAGCUAAGGAUACAGGGUUAUUAAAAAAAAAAUGAAUAUCAAGUGAUCUGAUAUCAUUUAUAAUGAAUCGUCUAUGCAAUGUAUUUACUUUGUGAUUCGUGAGAAGAAAAAUGGAAAAGACUAUUUAAAAAAAAAGAUAAGUUGAAUUUCAAGUGUUUUUUUUUUAUUUUUAUUUUACUAAUAGAAUUGAAGAAUAUAGUUGAUGCGUGAAUUAUGUCGAAGAUGUAAAAGUGACGUUUGUUUUGGCCAGUGACCCACCUCCGUUUACCGAGUGACAUGUAGUAUAAUAGAUAUUAUUGGACAAGUUAAAAUAAAGCUUUAGAAAGAAUCAAAGCUUUUCUUUUAGUAUAACGUGUGUAUAAUACAAAUAUAUAAUAUAAUUAUUGUAAUUUUUGUUUUUUUUUCUUCUCUUUCUUUCUGAGACAAACAUGGAAUGUGUGAAGUGUGUUUUUUGAGAUGGAUUUACGACAGGACUCAAUUAAGAUAGAUUACGAAGAGUUCGAUUAGCAUAAGUUCGUCAAUAAAUUACUUAUGUGUAAAACAGAUAAAACAUUUGGAAUCACUAAUGUCUUCUAAGAAAUCCAAAUACUUAACCUGUUAAUUGUGUAUAUUUCAAAAAUUUAUGAUUAAAAUUAAGACUGUAUUUAUUAUAAAAUUAAAUUAAAUUUUAAUGAUAGAAUAGAUUUUUCUUCGAAAAAUAAAUAAUUUUAUUGCUGAAAUUUCUUGACUAAAUUAGAAAAUAUAAUCUCUUUAAUAAAAUAAAAUAAAAUAAGAAAAAUUAAAUACACAAAAAAAUAAUAGAUUUUUUUUCUAAAACAACAAAAUUUAUUUAUAUUCAAAGUACUUAAAAAACUAAGUACAAAGCACUUUUGUAAAUAUUUUAUAUCUAUUAAU